Molecule: messenger RNA, 1144 nt
Organism: Lolium perenne
Lineage: Eukaryota; Viridiplantae; Streptophyta; Magnoliopsida; Poales; Poaceae
Product: reticulon-like protein B1
Biological process (GO): response to bacterium
Source: RefSeq, a predicted model, not a curated record
AGAUCUUUGUGUGAGCAGCAAGGUAGAGAGAAAAAAAAACCAACGAGAAAAGCUUGGGGGUUUGUUCUUGGCGUCGGCGGAGAAGAAGGGGCAUGGCGGAGCACAAGGAGGAGCACGAGUCGGUGAUGGAGUCGGUCAUGGACAAGAUCUCCGACAAGCUGCACGGCGACGGGGACUCCUCGUCCUCGUCCUCCGACUCGGACGACGACAAGAAGAAGGGGUCGUCGUCGGCGGCGGCGGCCGCCAAGGCCAAGAUCUACCGCCUCUUCGGCCGCGAGAAGCCCGUGCACGCCGUCCUCGGCGGCGGAAAGCCUGCUGAUCUUGUUCUAUGGAGGAACAAGAAGAUCUCCGGAGGGGUGCUGGCCGGUUCCACGGCCAUCUGGCUCCUGUUCGAGGUCAUGGAGUACCACCUGCUCACCCUGCUCGGCCACUGCCUCAUCCUCUCCCUGGCCGCCCUCUUCCUCUGGUCCAACGCCUGCACCUUCAUCAACAAGUCGCCCCCAAACAUUCCUGAGGUGACGAUUCCAGAGGACACGAUUGUGAACAUUGCCCGCUCGCUGAGAUAUGAGAUCAACAGGGGCUUCUUUACUUUGAAGGAGAUCGGUCAGGGCCGUGAUCUGAAGAAAUUCCUCAUUGUGGUUGCCGGCCUCUGGGUUCUUUCUGUUCUUGGGAGCUCUUGCAACUUCUUGACAUUGGCAUAUAUAGUCUUCGUGGUGCUCUACACGGUGCCAGUUCUGUAUGAGAAGUACGACGACAAGGUUGAUGCUUUUGGUGAGAAGGCCAUGAUCGAACUGAAGAAGUACUAUGCCAUCGUCGACGAGAAGUACCUCUCCAAGAUCCCCAAGGGUCCUCUGAAGAACAAGAAGCCAUAGAUCAUGCCCUGCAGCGACUUGCCAUCUGUGUUAAAUCUCAACUUGUCACCUCCCAUUUUGAAGGAUGGUUCUGUGUUAUUGUGCCUGUCUCUAGUCAAUACUUGCUAGUACAUAUAGGUUUGGUGUGCUGAUCUUUUUGUGAAGUGGAUCCAUGCCAGCUGAAAACUGUUGAUUUUUAUUUCUAUUUGUUUUUCAACUUUCAGCAUGGCUACUCCUGGGAGCCGCAAAUAUUGUGGCAUUAUCAAUUUAUCAUUGCUCUAGUGCCUAGUGAA